Messenger RNA from Penicillium malachiteum, 864 nucleotides. RefSeq lists its product as uncharacterized. The record is from RefSeq and is a predicted model, not a curated record. Bases 1 to 864 code for a protein of 287 amino acids. The transcript is spliced from 2 exons. NCBI's taxonomy places the organism in Eukaryota, Fungi, Ascomycota, Eurotiomycetes, Eurotiales, Aspergillaceae. Gene Ontology annotation, cellular component: membrane.
AUGCGUCGCAGUUGUCACAUCUCGCGCGCAACACUGCUCGGCGAUCCCAUCCAAGACAACCUCCACCGCUUCGAAACCUCAUGGCUCAUAUCCCCCACCAUUCUGGCUUGUCUGCGUGGUCUCAUUGCCCUCUACAUUAUCACCACAAUUAUCGUGAUUUGGGUUUGGUAUGGCACCCAUAAUGAGCGUGUGGAGAUUGGUGAAUCCUUCAGCUACUUUACCUGGUUAACCUACUGGGGUCUGUUCUUCUACUUCUUGGUCUCAGCGAUCCACACGGCACUUUACGCACGGACAGGUCGCUCCGUCUUGUUUGAUCGCUGUCCCCGUGUGUUUCGAACACUCCAUGCUAUUCUCUAUGCCAGUAUCACCACAUACCCGUUUCUGGUUACGAUUGUGUUCUGGGGCAUUUUAUUCACACCACCCUUUUACAAGACUACUUUCCCAGGCUGGUCCAAUAUCUCUCAACAUGGCUUAAACUCCUUCUACGCCUUACUAGAAAUCUUCCUUCCAGCCACAGCCCCACACCCGCUCGUUGCUAUCCCUGCUCUGAUCCUUGGGCUACUCUUCUACCUCUGUGUCGCAUACAUCACCUACUACACACAGGGCUGGUACUCCUACAGCUUCCUCGACACUGAACACGGCAAGAAGAGUGGGACUGUUGCAGGAUACUGUUUCGGGAUCCUGGCUGCUAUUCUGGUCAUCUUCGCUAUCUCCUGGUUCUUCAUUUGGUUGCGGAAACGUUUGACUGGUGAUAAGAUUAAGCAAUCAAAGCAUGACUCUGGGACCGAGGUUAACGAAUUCUCACUUGGGGACGUUGAUAGUGAGGGCCAGAUGAAGGAGACUAAAGACGGGGUUCAAGUUUGA